AUGCGGCAGCUUGAGCAGCUGCACGAGAAGGCGCUGCCGAGCCUGCCGGCGAGGUGCGCCGGGGCGCGGGGCGGCGCCGCUGCACGUCCAGCGGCGCGGCGGCCGGGGGCCCUGCCGAUCGCGCAUUUGGUGUAUGCAGCGGCAAAGGCCGGCCACACCCUCAGCGACCGCUUCUUAUUGGAGGCUGCGCGCCACCUCCUGAGCGACGGCGGCGCGCGGAUCGCCGCGGCGUCGGGCGGCGACCUCGCGCAGCUGUCGUGGGGCAUGGCGCGGGCCGGGGUGCUGCAGCCGGAGCUGCAGGGCGCGAUCGACGAGGCCGUCGCCGCCCGCGCAUCGGAGUUCGACAUGAAAGUCGUCUCAAUGCUGCUCACCGCCGCGCACCUCAGCCGCAACACCUCGGCGGCGCCGCUGGCGGCGCUCACGCGACGCGCGCUGGAGCUUGCGCCGGGGGCGCCGCCGCAGAUGCUGGCGACGCUGGCGCACAGCCUGGUCAAGCUCGCGCAGCCGAGCCACGCGGCGCUGGAAGCCUUUGCCGUGGCGCUCGAGCCGCAGCUGGCUGAUCUUGACCGCACCUCGCUGCUGCUGACCCUGGAGGCGUACCGCAUCGCGGCGCACCCGAGCGGCCGCGCGCUCGCCGCCGCAGCCGCGCCGCUGGUCGAAGCCUUGGUACCCAGCCUCACAGCGCCGCAGCUGGUCAGGGUGGCGCGGGUAUACGCGGCGCUCAUGCCGGCAGGCGCCCGGCCGGGCCACGGCGGCGGCGGCGCGGCGAGCGGCAGCGGCGGCGGCGUCGGCAGCGGCAGCGGCAGCAGCGGUGGUCACAACGCGGUCAUAGCAGACUUGAUAGGCUCGAGCCAGGCGGCCGAGAACGGCGUGCUGGUGGCCGUCAAUGAGGCUGCGGUCGGGCGGCUCAGCGAGUUUGGAUUGGCAGAUCUGAAUACCCUCCUGCGGAGCCUCAAGGGGCUGGCCAGUCCAGAGAUAAGGGCAGCGGCUUCGGUUGCGGCGAUGUCGAGAAUAUCGCAGCAGGCGCCGGCCGGCGGGCGCUAG
Messenger RNA from Monoraphidium neglectum, 1044 nucleotides. RefSeq lists its product as hypothetical. Bases 1 to 1044 code for a protein of 347 amino acids. The record is from RefSeq and is a predicted model, not a curated record. NCBI's taxonomy places the organism in Eukaryota, Viridiplantae, Chlorophyta, Chlorophyceae, Sphaeropleales, Selenastraceae. The transcript has 5 exons.